CUGACAUUAUUACGUAAUUUGAUUAGAUUUUAUAAAGUGUUUUGUGUUUGAUUUGAUUUUUUAUUUUCGUAUAGGGAACACAUGGACAGACAGUUGAGCGAAUUGUUAAUGGAACCUGGUGGUGAAUUUGAAAAUUUUACUCGAAUGUCUCUAGCUGAUUUUGAGUAUCUUUUAAAUAUAGUCUCACCAAUGAUUUCCAAAAAAGAUACUUCAAUGAGACAGGCAAUAACUCCAAAAAUACGGCUAGCAAUUACUUUGAGAUAUUUAGCCACAGGCGACAGUUUCAAGAGCCUACAUUAUUUAUUUAAAGUUUCAAGUGAAAUAAUAUCGCGGAUUGUUCCGGAGGUCUGUGCAGCACUAAAUGAGGCUUUGAAAGAUGAAAUUAAGAUGCCGUCAACUACAGAUGAGUGGAUAGAAAUUGAAAAAGGAUUUAGAGAUAAUUUUCCCUACGCCAUUGGAGCAAUCGACGGAAAACAUGUUGUAAUCAAAUGUCCUGAUCACACUGGAUCAGAAUAUUACAAUUACAAAAGAACCUUUAGUAUUGUUCUUCUAGCUGUAGUAGACAGUAAAUAUCGAUUUAUAUUUUGUGACAUUGGAAGCCAAGGAAGAAUCAGUGAUGGCGGCAUACUUAGAAAUAGUGUGUUAUGGAAAAAUAUUUGUGAAAAUAAGAUGAAUUUUCCUCCACCUUGCCCCUUACCCGGAUUAAACGUCGAUUUAUCAUAUGUUUUCUUGGGAGAUGGUGCUUUUGCAUUAAGCGAGAACUUAAUGAAGCCAUAUCCUGGCGAUCAUAAAUUGAAUACUCCCAAACGUAUUUUCAAUGAAACAUUGUCAAGGUCUCGUGUAUUGUCUGAAAAUACUUUUGGAAUAUUAACUUCCAGAUUCCGAUUUUUCAAAAAGCCAAUCGAAUUGAUGCCCGAAAAAGUGACGCAGUUAACAAUGACAUGUGUACUUCUACACAAUUUUCUUAUGAAAAGUUCUAGUUCAAAAAACAUUUAUAACCCGUCGGGCACUCUUGAUAAAUAUGAUAACGGCGUUUUUAUUGAAGGGGCUUGGAGGCAAGAAGUACCUCAAAACUGUGCUAUUCGAUGUGUACCACAUAUUGCUCGUCGAUCACCGAUUAGUGCGACUAAGAUUAGAGAUAAUUUCACUGAAUAUUUUGUGAAUUUAAGAAACAAAUAAAAUAUUGUAU
Acanthoscelides obtectus is the source of this 1189-nucleotide messenger RNA. The record is from the annotation of a GenBank genome assembly. Lineage: Eukaryota; Metazoa; Arthropoda; Insecta; Coleoptera; Chrysomelidae.